This is a messenger RNA of Neolamprologus brichardi, 1054 nucleotides long. RefSeq lists its product as uncharacterized. Lineage: Eukaryota; Metazoa; Chordata; Actinopteri; Cichliformes; Cichlidae. The record is from RefSeq and is a predicted model, not a curated record. Gene Ontology annotation, biological process: response to bacterium.
AUGACACCUGCAAAGUUUGUCUUUUAUCUGACAUGUUUGUUCCUGGGGAAAAUGGUCCAGAAGACCCAUCUGCAACCACAGGCAUCUGUUAAUCAAGAAAAAGAUUUUCUCUUAGCUGAUCUUGGAGAAAAUGUUAGUUUGCAUUGUUUCUAUGAAGGUGACGAUUCAGCGUGGAUCUUGUGGUAUAAGCAAACUCUGGGACAGAAACCGAGGCUAAUCUCUACGUUCUACGUGUACGAUACAAAAAUCACUUUUCAUGAUGAAUUUCAGAACAAUCCACGGUUUACACUGGAUACAGAAAACAGAAGAAAUAACUUGAAAAUUUCAGAUUUGAAAAUCAAUGACUCAGCUACUUACUACUGUGCAUGCAGCUAUAGAUUUGUGUUAACUUUUGCAGAGGGUACCAUUGUCAAAGUAAGGGAGGCAGGUUUGAAAAACCCAGCUUUAGUCCAUCAGUCACCAUCUGAGAGCAUCCAGCCAGGAGGCUCUGUGACUUUGAACUGCACAGUACACACUGGGACCUGUGAGGAAGAACACAGUGUUUACUGGUUCAAAGAAACAGAAGCAUCUCGUCCAGGACUGAUUUACACUUAUGGAGGCAAAAAUGAUCAUUGUAGGACGAAAACUAACCCACAAGCAGACGCCUGUGUCUACAACCUGCCAAUGAAGGAUCUGAACAUGUCUCAUGCUGGGACCUACUACUGUGCUGUUGAUUCAUGUGGACACAUAGUGUUCGGAAACGGGACCAGAUUGGAUCUCAGCCGUGAGGCAGAUUUUCUUGUCUUGGUGUACUACUUGAGUGGAGCUUUGGCAUUCAGUACCAUCCUGGUUCUCCUACUGGUUUUCUCAGUAUGCAAGACAAUGAAGAGAAACAACUGCCUUUGCCCAGAGUCUCGUGCACGAUUACCAACUCCUUCAACAACAAAUUCAGAGGCUUGUCAAGAUGCAGACAGCCUCCAUUAUGCAGCUUUAAGUGCUAAGAAACUUAACAAGUCAAGAAGACAGAAAGACAACAGCAAGAGUGAAUGUGUGUACUCCAGCAUAAAGCAGUAAA